Molecule: messenger RNA, 3622 nt
Organism: Peromyscus eremicus (cactus mouse)
Lineage: Eukaryota; Metazoa; Chordata; Mammalia; Rodentia; Cricetidae
Gene: Ksr1
Product: kinase suppressor of ras 1
Biological process (GO): protein phosphorylation
Molecular function (GO): protein kinase activity; ATP binding
Source: RefSeq, a predicted model, not a curated record
GGGUCGCGGAGGCUUUCGCUUUGCCGCCGCGUUUGGGCGGCGGGAGGAGCGGACUGGGCGGCCGGCUCUUAGGACUUCAGGCUCUGGCGGCGCCGAGGGGGCGCUUUUAGUGCAGCCCUCCCGGUUCAAGGCUCUUUUGCCGAGGCGCCCGUGCUCCCGGGCUCCUCGCCUCGGCCCCCCGCGGCCCCGAUGCCGAGGCAUGGAUAGAGCGGCGUUGCGCGCGGCGGCGAUGGGUGAGAAGAAGGAGGGCGGCGGCGGGGGCGCCGCGGCGGCCGCGGACGGGGGCGCAGGGGCCGCGGCCAGCCGGGCGCUGCAGCAGUGCGGUCAGCUGCAGAAGCUCAUCGAUAUCUCCAUCGGCAGUCUGCGCGGGCUGCGCACCAAGUGCUCUGUGUCCAACGACCUCACGCAGCAAGAGAUCCGGACCCUGGAGGCAAAGCUGGUGCGAUACAUCUGCAAGCAGCGGCAGUGUAAGCUGAGCGUGACCCCCAGUGACCGGACUGCCGAGCUCAACAGCUACCCGCGCUUCAGUGACUGGCUGUACAUCUUCAACGUGAGGCCCGAAGUGGUGCAGGAGAUUCCCCAAGAGCUAACACUGGAUGCCUUGCUGGAGAUGGAGGAGUCCAAGGCCAAGGAGAUGCUGCGGCGCUGGGGGGCCAGCGCUGAGGAAUGUAACCGGCUUCAGCAAGCCCUCACCUGCCUCCGGAAGGUGACUGGCCUGGGAGGGGAGCACAAAGAGGACUCUGGUUGGAGUUCGGCAGAUGCACAGCGGGAAAGUAGUUCGGGGCCUUCAGUGGACAUGCUCUCCCCAUUGGGCAGAGUGGGUGCCGGCACUCAGGGUCCUCGUUCCAUCUCCGUGUCAGCCCUGCCUGCCUCGGACUCUCCAGGCCCUGGCCUCAGUGAAGGCCUCUCGGACACCUGUAUUCCCUUGCACACCAGUGGCCGGCUGACCCCCCGGGCCCUGCACAGCUUCAUCACACCCCCUACCACACCCCAGCUACGACGGCACGCCAAGCUGAAGCCACCAAGGACACCCCCACCGCCGAGCCGCAAGGUCUUCCAGCUGCUACCCAACUUCCCCACACUCACACGCAGCAAGUCCCACGAGUCCCAGCUGGGAAACCGAAUCGAUGAAGUCUCCCCAAUGAGGUUUGACCUCCCUCAUGGAUCCCCACAGCUGGUACGAAGGGAUAUCGGGCUCUCAGUGACACACAGGUUCUCCACAAAGUCAUGGCUGUCACAGGUCUGCAACGUGUGCCAGAAGAGCAUGAUGUUCGGGGUGAAAUGCAAACACUGCAGGUUGAAAUGUCACAACAAAUGCACAAAGGAAGCCCCCGCCUGCAGAAUAUCCUUCCUCCCACUAGCCAGGCUUCGGAGGACAGAGUCUGUCCCCUCAGACAUCAACAACCCGGUGGACAGAGCAUCAGAGCCCCAUUUUGGAACGCUUCCCAAGGCCCUGACGAAGAAGGAGCAUCCUCCAGCCAUGAACCUGGACUCCAGCAGCAACCCAUCCUCCACCACGUCCUCCACACCGUCAUCACCAGCGCCCUUCCUGACCUCAUCCAACCCCUCCAGUGCCACCACGCCCCCCAACCCGUCGCCUGGCCAGCGGGACAGCAGGUUCAGCUUCCCAGACAUUUCCGCCUGUCCUCAGGCAGCCCCGCUCUCCAGCACAGCCGACAGUACACGGCCCGAGGACCAGCCCAAAGCAGACGUGCUGGGUGUUCAAGAAGCAGAGGCUGAGGAGCCUGAGGCUAGCAAGUCCGAGGCAGAAGACGAUGAGGAUGAGGUGGAUGACCUCCCCAGCUCCCGCCGGCCUUGGCGGGGCCCCAUCUCUCGAAAAGCCAGCCAGACUAGCGUGAACCUGCAGGAAUGGGACAUCCCCUUCGAGCAGGUGGAACUAGGCGAGCCCAUCGGGCAGGGCCGCUGGGGCCGGGUGCACCGAGGCCGAUGGCAUGGCGAGGUGGCCAUUCGGCUGCUGGAGAUGGACGGCCACAAUCAGGACCACCUGAAGCUGUUCAAGAAGGAGGUGAUGAACUACAGGCAGACCAGGCACGAGAACGUGGUGCUCUUCAUGGGGGCCUGCAUGAACCCACCCCACCUGGCCAUUAUCACCAGUUUCUGCAAGGGGCGGACAUUGCACUCAUUCGUGAGGGAUCCCAAGACGUCUCUGGACAUCAACAAGACAAGACAAAUCGCCCAGGAAAUCAUCAAGGGGAUGGGCUAUCUUCAUGCCAAGGGCAUCGUGCACAAAGACCUCAAGUCCAAGAAUGUCUUUUAUGACAAUGGCAAAGUGGUCAUCACAGACUUCGGGCUGUUCGGGAUCUCGGGCGUGGUCCGGGAGGAACGGCGUGAGAACCAACUGAAGCUGUCCCAUGACUGGUUGUGCUACCUGGCCCCCGAGAUUGUUCGAGAAAUGACACCCGGGAAGGAUGAGGACCAGCUGCCCUUCUCCAAAGCUGCUGACGUCUAUGCGUUCGGGACUGUGUGGUAUGAGCUACAGGCAAGAGACUGGCCCUUUAAACACCAGCCUGCAGAGGCCUUGAUCUGGCAGAUCGGAAGUGGGGAAGGAGUGAGGCGCGUCCUGGCGUCCGUCAGCCUGGGGAAGGAAGUCGGCGAGAUCCUGUCUGCCUGCUGGGCUUUCGACCUGCAGGAGAGACCCAGCUUCAGCCUGUUGAUGGAGAUGCUGGAGAAGCUGCCCAAGCUGAACCGGCGGCUCUCCCAUCCCGGGCACUUUUGGAAGUCCGCUGACAUUAACAGCAGCAAAGUCAUGCCCCGCUUUGAAAGGUUUGGCCUGGGGGCCCUGGAGUCCAGUAAUCCAAAGAUGUAGCCGGCCAUGCACAUUCGUGCAGAGGGUGCCUUCCUUUCUGAAACAUGGUUAUGAAACACGCAAACCACCGCCACGAGGAAUGAGAGAAGUGUUGCAUGCCAAGCUACAGACCAGGAGUAUGACUCCUCCGUGAAGAAUGUGAUCGCAGCGGUGUGUGGGGCUCCGGAUGGGAGCCGUACAUGCCACUCCAGAUAACACCACUGCCGCCAGUGUUUACAGAGGUUUCUGCCCCGCAAGCUUGGUGUUUUAUGGUAGUUAGUAAUAGUUCUACAGAAGGGUGCUGGCACUUCGGAGCAACAGAAAUGCCCCCCCUCCCCACCCCCUUCUCUAAGGUCCUGCAGCAGUGAGGGGCCCAGGGGUGAGCAAGAAGGAAGAAAAGCAGCAUGAAUGUAGCUGUUCUGGGGAAAGAGGACAUGACGGGAGGUUUGCCCUGGCCUGUGCUUUGGCCCUGACCCCCACUGGUCCCUCUCUUUGUCCAUGAGGAACAUCAGCCCUUCCUUAGCUUGUGGGAGAAAGCUUGGCUAGGAACUCUUCUGGAUUAUGGGGUCAGGAGUUCCUGAAGAGUUUGGAUUUAGUUUCUGCUCUGAUCCGGGCUUGGUGUGCUAAAAAAGUACAGACAGAAUCCUAGUGGCUUCUAGAUGGAUCUGAUGGAUCUUAGCCCAGCUUCUACCACAGCAGAAGGAAACGAUCACACAUCUGUGGAGACAUCUGCUGCUUCUCUGAGGCCUCCAGGCAGACAUGAAGGCUGUGGAACUCAGCCUGUAUCACCACCCCCUACCCCCAGUGCCUCACAUU